Messenger RNA from Mesitornis unicolor (brown roatelo), 2145 nucleotides. RefSeq lists its product as uncharacterized. The transcript is spliced from 14 exons. NCBI's taxonomy places the organism in Eukaryota, Metazoa, Chordata, Aves, Mesitornithiformes, Mesitornithidae. The record is from RefSeq and is a predicted model, not a curated record. The annotation marks the transcript as partial.
UUCUCAUUUACUUACACAGAGCCUGUUCAGUGGGGAAUUAUCUUGUUAGUUCUAAUCGUAUACAGUGUGUGUGUGGUGUAAAUAUAUGGCCAUUUAAAAUUCAAAUACAGAAUGUGGAGGUCAUUGUAGGAACCUUCUGAGCCUCAGCAAGUGUGAAUGAAUUAUCAGACUUUCAUUCUUUCCUCACUGUUCACAUUACUAUUUGCAGCUGGGAGCUAUGCCAUAAGUUACCUUUAUAUAAGCAUUGAAAAUUCCAAGGCUUUAAAAACAAAAUAUUUCUUCUUCUUUUACUCCCAGUUUUAUUUGUAAGCUGUAAAAACAUAUGGUGUGCCUGCUGAUCAGAAACUGGUUGAGAUGUUCAAAAUUUGUUAAGCCAGGAAAAAAUCCUCAAAAUAAUGAACAUGGUGAAAAAUAAAGAAGUGAGCAUUGAAGGAGCUUUGCAUUUGGCACGGAAAGAGGUGUAUGCUGAAAAGGAUUCACAGGAUUUGCUAACUGGCUCACAAUUUAACUUCAGUAUCUACAAAUACAAACACUAUCGGUGGCAGAAACGAAUUUUGCAGAUUGAUUUCAACACAAAGACCAUUUUUAACAUUGAAAAAGGGAUUAUUAAGAAACAGUUUCCUUUCUCACAAGUCAAAGCCUGUGAAGAUACUGAAAGGAGACGCUUCAGCAUUAUGUUUCAUGGGCGACAAGAUUAUGAGCUGGAAGCAGUGUCUCUUGAUGAUAAAAGGAAGAUAAUAUACCUUCUGAGCAGAGUUAUACAGAGCAAUUCAUUCAAGAGACCAGCUGAGUCCUGCUCUGGAAGAGCUGCAGAAUGUGAUGUUAUACAUGAAGGACUGCUGGAUUUGCAGCAAAACACUUCUGCAUCCACUGAAUGGGUGAAGUACUUGGUACAACUUCGUGAAGGAGAACUGACUUUAUGUUGCAUAGGUCUGGGAGGAAAGAACAAGACUGCAGACCCUGGAACAAAUACCAUUAAUUUGUCAGGUGGUAAUGUGAGUGUCAGCAAGGAGAAUGGAUGCAGUACCUUUUCAGUUCAUACUAAAGAACACAAUUAUUUGUUUCGAAUACCCUUUACUGUCCAAAAUAACAGACCAGAGGAUGUUAGCAAGCUCCAGAAUGAAUGGGUGUCUCUCAUAGAAAGGUACUGUCAGCUGUGCAAGUGUGCCUCACUGCUUCAGGAGGGAUCUCAAGGAUGCACCUCCUCUGAAGCUGAUUAUGAGGAUUUUACCGUACCUCUGAAUGAGCAGAAAGAGGAGGCCCUCUACGUUGGUGUGAGUUCUGCAACAACCGGUCUGAACAAGUCUCCUCUCCCCCAGACAAAGCCUGUAGAGGGGGAAGCAGCCCCAGCAUCACCAUCUCUUCCACUUCCCAUAAGUAAGGUGGAAGUACCGCCAGCCCUACCUGUGUUUCCACAGCCCUGCGGCCUCUCUCUAUUGACAAAGAGAACCAAAGCUUUUCACUGGGAUAUUGUUCCUUGUGAUAAGAUGUGUAAAAUCCCCCACUUAGGCCAAAGGUUGGAUCUCCUGCUUACCAUACGUGAGCUGCCUGUGAGCAUGAGAGAUUUGGAGCCUCUAAUAAACCAGAAAAUCCAAGCGAGUAAGCAACUGCAAUCCAGCCAGAAAUUUGUUGCUGUCUUAGAGUACAUUUUAGCCAUUGGGAACCACUUAAAUGAAAAGGCUGGAAAAGAGAAGGCUAAAGGAUUUCGCCUGUCGUCUUUGACCAAAUUACCUCUGUUGUGGGGUAAGGAGAGGACAUUCACCUUGCUUCACGCCCUUGUGGAGCAGAUCUUCUUACAUGAGCCUGAUUUGGCUAAAUUUUCUCAGGAGUUGACAGAAUUUGAAGCUGUUCCUGAUGCUUCCAUGAAGGGCCUCAGUGCUGAAGUUGAUGUUUUAAAAAAAGAAUUGGAAAACAUUGUUCAGUGCAGGCGGCUUAUUAAACCCAAGACAAUCAAGGCAACACCCCAGGAGUCACAGUUCUGCAAGGAACUAAAGGAUUUAAUUCAGAAAUAUGAAGGGGAUCUAUCCCAGCUGUCAAAAAGAUGUGAUGAAAUGAAGAAGCUUUAUAGCAACAUACUGGUAAAAUCUGGGGAGCCACAAGACCUAGACUCUCAGGAACUAUUUGGAUGGAUAUCUUCAUUCAUUA